AUGCAGGCCCCGGGGAGCGGCCAAGAGCCACGCCCGCCCCGGACGCGAGAGGCGGCGGAGCCGGGAGAGAGGCGGCGGUCCCGGGAGCGCUGCCCCCCUGCCCCCCCCCCGCCCGCAGAGCCCCGGGGCUGCGGCACCGGCGCGGCCAUGGGCAGCGGCAGCAGCCGGCGGCGGGGAGCGGCGGCGGCGGGGGCGGCAGCGGAGAGGCGAGCGGUGCCCGCGGGCGGAGCGGCAGCGGCGGAGAACUGGCAGCUGCUGGAGACGGUGCUGACCGAGGGCGAGGAGGCGGCGGCGCUGCCCGCCCCCGGCCGCACGGCCCCGGCUGCAGGCAGCAUCCCCCCGCCCCGGGACUGCGGGCGCUGCGGGGAGGCUGCGGGGGAGCACGGGGGGAUCCCGCCCCAGCAGGCGGCUCUGUCAACCAGCAGCCCACCAGACCCAGAGAACACUGCCAACCAUCAGUGCCCACACACGAACAGCAAGAAGCCAUCAGGGCAGACCACGAUCUCCUAUGAUUAUGCAGAGGAGGAGCUCAUGGCAAGCAUUGAACGGGAGUACUGCCGCUGAGCACAGCCACAUUCCACAGGAACUUCAAGCACGUUCCUGGAAGUCCAGCUGGAGCAAAGCUGCUGCUGAUAAAAUGACCCCUCACAUGGUGGGAUGGCACAGGAGAGGUGGGUGACAAAGAGAGGUGGAGCACAAGAAGCAGUGUGACUGCUUAGGAAGCACAAAUGGGAAAGUUUUGAGUGACAGGGUGAAGAUCCUCACCAACAGUUGAUUUCUGAUGGGUGCCACUGGAAGAGGGACCAAUCCGUCCUGUGAAUCAAUAUUUAGAAGCUCAUCUCUAAAUAGUAUUUACAAAUGAAGGCGUGCUAAAAUUAAAGUGGCAUACUAGAAUAGAAAUGUUGAGACAUGGUGUAUUGAAGGAAGAUCUUGUUUUGUCUUAUUAGGGAAAAAAAUGCAGCAAAAUCAUUUGAUUCAGCUCUCACUUUAGGGGAUGUUGCAUGAAAUUCAUGUUCCUGCCAUUUAAAAUGGGCUAAAUUCACUCCUUGAGCUGUGCAAGUCUCUGGUCCAAGUAUGAAUUUGACACUGUCUUUUCAAACAUGGUCCUCACCCCAAGUAUGGACUGUAAGAUGAAAAGAGGAGUGAGACCACCAUCCAGUUAGUAUGUAGCAUCUUCCCAGAGUUAAAAUCCCACCACUUAAGAAAAGAAAGCUCUUGGGAGCAUAGAAUUUGUAUGAUUCCUUUGGGGCAGGAUCCUGGCAUUGGUACCUGGGGCUCCUUGGCAUGGAUCCUCCAGCAAAAGCAGGAGACACAUCCCUGGAGCUGCCUCACUGCAGCCAGCAGCUAUCAUUUCAUUUUGAGAGAGGCUUGAACACUAUUGCAGUGCAGCUGUUCACCAUCAGUUUUCAGAACUAUCAGUCCUGGCUUUCCCAGUUAUUUCUUGUAAGUAUCCUAGAAGACAAAUCGCUAUCCUUUACCAUAACCUAGGAGACAAUCACUACCUUUUACCACUAGCUGACCGCAAGUAAAACAGAAAGUCAGCUCUGCAGAGAUAGCUGUACUUUCAGUGCUCCCUGACAGGGAAGCCUGGAAUUUUUAGGGUUUCUGCCUUUAUUUUACCUGCAUCUUAAUAUGUUAUGAGUAGCUGUUUAUUAUCAGAAGAGGAAAGUCAACUUAUUUCUGUCUUCAGUGGAAGCAUAAAAGAUAUCAGAUGAAAUCUUCAUGUGGACUUUAUAAGAUCAAACAGCAGGAUUCUUCUUAACAUGCUGUAUUUUAACUUCUUUUUAAUUUCUGGUAUAUGUCAACCAGAAAUAAACACA
Calypte anna (Anna's hummingbird) is the source of this 1820-nucleotide messenger RNA. It is a transcript of the gene CYS1, whose product is annotated as cystin 1. Lineage: Eukaryota; Metazoa; Chordata; Aves; Apodiformes; Trochilidae. The record is from RefSeq and is a predicted model, not a curated record. The transcript is spliced from 3 exons. Bases 1 to 564 code for a protein of 187 amino acids.